Messenger RNA from Strongyloides ratti, 813 nucleotides. RefSeq names its product G9a. The record is from RefSeq and is a predicted model, not a curated record. Bases 1 to 813 code for a protein of 270 amino acids. The transcript has 2 exons. Gene Ontology annotation, molecular function: protein binding. Lineage: Eukaryota; Metazoa; Nematoda; Chromadorea; Rhabditida; Strongyloididae.
AUGCCUUUACCAAUCAAAUAUCUAGAAAAAGAUAGUGUUUUAAUUCAAUCAUUAUAUUUAAAAAAUUUUCCAGAUAAUUUUACCUAUAUUCCUGAAAAUACAUUUGCUCUUACUGAUAAAAAUUUAAAUAUUGAUUUAAUAAAAAAAUAUUCUGGUAGAAAAUAUGAAUCUAAAAAAUGUGAAUGUAAAGUUUCACAAAUUUUUACUGAUGACUUUAAACAAUUAACACAGGAAGGAUAUCAAUAUGUUGUUACUUCAGGAUAUGAACAACCACUUACUAGAUGUGAUGAUAAAAGAUGUAAACUUAGAUUAGAUAAAUAUUAUGAAUCAAGAAAAGAUAGAAGAUUAGAAAUAUUUUUUAAAAAUAAUACAAUUGGAUGGGGAUUGAGAACAUUAGAAUUUAUUCCAAAAUAUUCUUUUAUAGGAGAAUAUGUAGGUUGGUAUGAAGAUUCUAAUGCUUUAAUAGAACCAUCAGCUUAUAUUUUUCAAUUUGGUUAUACUGAAUAUAAUAUUAUAUCAGAUGCUAGAAGAUUUGGAAAUUAUACUAGAUUUGCAAAUCAUAGUUGCAAUCCUAAUGUUUUAACUAUUGAAGCAAAUAAUAUGGAUUGGUGUUCUUUUACAGAAGAUUUAGAUAAAAAAAAUAAACGUAAAAUAAAAUACAAGUAUAUUCCACAGAUAUGGUUUAUUGCAGAUAGAGAUAUUUAUCCUGGUGAAGAAUUGUACAUAAACUAUGGAACAGCUUAUUUUUCUAAUGUCGAUUACAAUUGUUUAUGUGGAGAGGAUAAUUGUAUGAUUUAUAAAAAUAAAAAAUGA